Molecule: messenger RNA, 1080 nt
Organism: Cryptomeria japonica (Japanese cedar)
Lineage: Eukaryota; Viridiplantae; Streptophyta; Pinopsida; Cupressales; Cupressaceae
Product: cysteine-rich receptor-like protein kinase 7
Exons: 6
Coding region: 4-1080 (358 amino acids)
Biological process (GO): protein phosphorylation
Molecular function (GO): ATP binding; protein kinase activity
Source: RefSeq, a predicted model, not a curated record
AUUAUGGGAGUUGUGGGAGGCUUGAUUCUGCUGCUAGUUAUUUGUCUAAUUGCAAUGAGGAAAAAAGUGAGAUCUGUCAUUUUUGGGAGCCCAGUUACUGUAGAUACCGGCAAUGAAGAAUGGCAUGGAUAUUCUGCCGAAUCCGGGUUACUAAUGCAGGGCCAGCAACAUUUUAUCAUGAGUUUAGAUGCAUUGGCAGAAGCCACACAAAAUUUUCAUGAAAAUAACAAGCUUGGAGAAGGAGGCUUUGGAAGUGUAUACAGGGGAACAACUAGAGACGGAAAGGAAAUAGCAGUUAAAAAGUUGUCUGCAAGAUCUACGCAAGAUCCCGAAAAACGUAGACAACUAAAUUGGCAACAACGCUAUAACAUCGCAAUUGGAAUUGCUCGAGGUCUUCUCUAUCUUCAUGAAGAUUCACAGAUGAAAAUCAUUCACAGAGAUAUUAAAGCAAACAAUAUUUUACUUGACGACAAGCUUAAUGCUAAAAUAGCAGACUUUGGUUUAGCGAGACUUUUCCUUGAAGACGAGACCCAAAUCCAAACCAGAGUUGCAGGCACAUACGGCUACAUGGCUCCAGAGUAUGCGAUGAGAGGGCAGCUGUCGGUAAAAGCCGACGUUUAUAGUUUUGGCGUGCUAGUGCUUGAGAUUGUGAGCGGAAGAAAAAAUACAGAUCUCAAUCUUCCUCAUGAAAUGCAAAAUUUGUUGGAAUGGGCAUGGAGACUGUAUAGAGGAGGAGAUGUGAUAAGUAUGGUUGAGUCAAAUGUAAGAGAGAGUUGGCCGAAGGAAAGCGUGGAACGAUGCAUUCACGUUGCGCUUUUGUGUGUACAAGCCGACGCCACAGUUCGUCCAGCUAUGUCAAAUGUUAUUAUGAUGAUAUCCACUAAUGCGUUCGCAUUGCCAAAUCCAACAAAGCCAGCGUUUUUGAGUGCCUCGGCUUCAAGUGAAGAAAUAGGAUUAGAAAAGCGUGAAAAGGGCACACCCACAUUUACAGAGUCGCAGUCGUCUGGAACGACCGCUUCAUCUACCUCAGGCGUUCCGUCUGUAAAUCAAACCUCCAUUACCGACGUGGGGCCAAGAUAA